UCCGACUCGGAAAAAGCAUUCCAAAACUGAGACUUCUUUAGCAUUUUGAAAACAAAUCAGAAUAGUGAAUUUGUUCGAGGGUUUCUUGCUGCGUGAUUGCAUUCGUUCCAUUGAAGAUAUUCAAGUGCUGGGUUAUCUUGUAUCUCUUGCAAAGAGAGAGUGGGAUUGUUGGUCUCCCGAUCAAAGACUGAGACCAUCUCCACCCACGCCACCCUUUCUGCUUCCCCCCAAACCACCAAGGUGGACAGUUCUUUAACUUGCAUUAGCUUUAUAGUCUCGUUGCUUACAUCAGACUUAGAGAUUUUUCUUUGCAUAAUCCGUUCCGGUGUAGAACUUCUUUUAUAGGGCUUGCAGAUGGCUUCAUCUGAUAAUAAGACGCAGAAACGAUGGAAGGGUUUAAUCAGGAAAGAAGAUAUUGCUUCAGAUUUAACAAGGUACAGUACACCAACAAAACUAGCUCUACUUAAGGAAGUUGCUCAGCUUCCUGAUGUGAUAAUAGAUAGGAAUGUGUUGGUCAAGAAGACGACAACCGGUAUUAUUAAUGCCCGGGAAUAUCCGAUGUUAUGGAGACAUUUGGCCUAUUGCGAUAAACUGCCAGAAGCAGUAGAUGAAAAACUUGAGGAACAGCGUUUGGACGAUGAAGAUAGUGACUUGGAGUAUGAGUUAUUGGAAGCUUUUCCUCCUGCUACUGAUGAAGCAUCAUUAGAGGUUGCUUCUUGUGUGAAGGUGCUGCUUGCUUCUGGUUUGUCAGAUGACGCAGGAAGUCCUAUAACUGUAGAAGCUCCAUUCACUACAAAUAUGCCUACUUGGCAGGAUUUUAAAAGUCCAUUGGAUAAUCCCCAGCCGUGCAGCUUGAAAGGAAUAAAUAUUGCUGUUCCAGUUUCUGUACAAAAACAAUCGUCGGCUGCGGUGACAACAGCUAAAGGGUUGGAUGGAACUGUGGCGACAACAGCUAAAGGAUUGGAUGGAACUGUGGCGACAACAGCUAAAGGAUUGGACGGAACCGUGGCAAAUGCUGGCGACGUUCAGCCUGCAAAAAGAAGAAAAAGGACAACCUGGACGCUAGAGGAGGAUAAUGAACUCAUUGCUGCUGUGAAGAAAUUAGGUGAAAGGAAUUGGGCUAACAUUCUUAAGGCAGAUAUUUUCAAGGGUGAUAGGACUGCUUCACAAUUAUCUCAGAGAUGGGGAAUCAUAAGGAAGAGACUAAGCAACAGACAAAAUGAACUCACAGAGCAACGGCUUGCUACCAACCAAGCAGUUACACAAGCUCUGAGCAUGCCCAUGAAUAAUAACUUAUCCGCAGCAUGUACAAUCAGCCCAGCAAAUUUGGUGGCUUCUGCUGCUACAGUUAACAGUCAGCAAAUCCCUCUCCAUACACCGAAAGGAACAUCUGGUGUCAUUGCAAAACCUCGAUCAAUUACUAAAAGAACAGCUCCGGUGGUCCCAAAUCCAGUGAUACAAGCAGCUGUUAUUGCUGCUGGAACCCGUACCGCCACUCCUCCAUCUGCCAUAUCAGUGCUUAAAAGUUGCACAAUCCAAGGUGUGACACCACCGUUGGCCCCUAACCACUCAGGCGCUCGGCCUAAUGUGCAUUACAUUUGUACAGGAUUGUCAUCAGCAUCCCCAACCACAUACUCUACUGCGGUACCAAGUGUCUCUCUGCCACCACCAACACCUGCAGUGAAAUGUAAGGUUCCCUCUGUUAGUGUUCUCGCCUCUGCAUCUACUUCAUAUGGGGCGGUUGCUGCCGGAAGGAAGACAAAUAGAGUUACAAGUGCCGGAGUUGGAAACACGUUGGAGGAAGAAAAGGCUCAGAACUCAUCUAAGGAAGUAGUUAAGAACUCAUCCAACGAAGAAGAGGUUAAUAACUCUCUAAGAAAGGACAGGUCAAGCCUGUAGAGAUGAUAAUCUAUUGUUCAGCAGAUAUAGUUAAGGAUGGCAAACAGGAUGAUCAAGCAGCUUAGAUUCAGAUAUGGUUACUGGAGAAAAAACGAUGCAGAAUCUUAGUAAGUUACCAACUGUGGAAGCUGCCGCCAGUGACCCAAUGCAGCUAGAUAAUCAUCAUAUCGAGAAAGAAGAAGAGAAUAUGAAAAA
Papaver somniferum (opium poppy) is the source of this 2094-nucleotide messenger RNA. RefSeq lists its product as uncharacterized. Lineage: Eukaryota; Viridiplantae; Streptophyta; Magnoliopsida; Ranunculales; Papaveraceae. The coding region runs from base 355 to 1899 and encodes 514 amino acids. The record is from RefSeq and is a predicted model, not a curated record. The transcript has 3 exons.